This is a messenger RNA of Lineus longissimus, 4934 nucleotides long. RefSeq names its product polyadenylate-binding protein 4-like. Gene Ontology annotation, molecular function: poly(U) RNA binding; mRNA 3'-UTR binding; poly(A) binding. The transcript has 9 exons. Gene Ontology annotation, cellular component: nucleus; cytosol; ribonucleoprotein complex. The record is from RefSeq and is a predicted model, not a curated record. Lineage: Eukaryota; Metazoa; Nemertea; Pilidiophora; Heteronemertea; Lineidae. Bases 281 to 2185 code for a protein of 634 amino acids.
UGUGUCCUCUUCGUCCAAUUUUACUUCGUAGGUACAAAUUCACGUGUUGUGUGUGUGUUUUUACGAUCACACAACACCGCAGUAAGCUAUUGUAUAAAAAACUAAAAACACAAAAAAAGUUAAAAACAUUGAAAUCAUAAAAAGUGUUGUCUGUGAGACCAGGAACUCCAGAGAUUGAGAGGAAAGAACGUCGUCUUGGUAUCAUUCAUUGCAUCAACGGAAUCGCCAUUUUUGCACGCAUUGAAUCUCUCAUCAUUGUUGGAACGAGUCGACGGUAAAAAUGAAUCCAGCUGGACCCAGUUAUCCGAUGGCUUCCCUUUACGUGGGGGAUUUGAGCCAUGAUGUGACCGAAGCCAUGUUGUUUGAGAAGUUUUCAACAGCAGGACCAGUGUUGUCCAUCCGUGUGUGUCGAGAUAUUGUCACGAGGCGUUCCCUUGGCUAUGCCUACGUCAACUUCCAGCAGCCAGCAGAUGCUGAGCGAGCUCUAGAUACGAUGAACUUUGACCCCAUCAAGGGUAAACCGUGUCGUAUCAUGUGGUCACAGAGAGAUCCCUCGCUCAGGAAGUCAGGAGUGGGAAAUAUCUUCAUCAAGAACUUGGAUAAGAGUAUUGACAACAAAGCCUUGUACGACACAUUUUCAGCCUUUGGAAACAUCCUGUCCUGUAAGAUCGCGUGUGAUGAGAACAACCAGCCUAAAGGAUUCGGUUUUGUUCACUUUGAGACCGAAGAAGCUGCCAGAAAUGCCAUAGAAAAGGUCAAUGCUAUGUUGCUCAAUGGGAAGAAAGUAUAUGUAGGCAAAUUCAUCGCCCGUCGCGAACGCUUGGAGCAAGUUGGUGACAGGCAGAAGAAGUUCACCAAUGUGUACGUCAAACAUUUAGCUGAGGAAAUUGAUGACGUCAAACUGGAAGAGCUCUUUGCCGAGCAUGGCAAAGUGGCCAGUGCUAGGGUCAUGUGCGACCAUGAGAGCAAAUCCAAACUAUUUGGCUUCGUCGCAUAUGAAGAGCCCGAGGCAGCUGAAGUGUCGGUCCAGGCUAUGCACGGUAAGGAAGUAAGUGGCAAGAUCCUGUAUGUCCAGCCAGCGCAGAAGAAGGCCCAGAGGCAGAUGGAACUGAAGGAGAGAUUCGAGAAGCUCAAGAUGGAGCGCAUCAAGAGUUACGAAGGUGUAAAUUUGUAUGUGAAGAAUCUUGAUGACGUCAUUGACGAUGAGCGUCUGCGGAAGGAGUUUGCACCAUUCGGCAACAUCACAAGUGCAAAGGUAAUGAGAGAAGACAAGUCGACCAACUCGAAGGGAUUUGGUUUCGUCUGCUUCAGUUCCCCUGAAGAGGCCACCAAAGCUGUGACAGAAAUGAACGGACGUAUCAUUGUCUCGAAGCCUUUGUAUGUUGCUCUGGCCCAACGCAAAGACCAGCGACGUGCCCAACUGGCCUCUCAGUACCUACAGAGACUGGCCAGCAUCCGAGUACAGAAUGGUCCCCAGAUAGGCCAGAUCUUCCAGCCAGGUGCUUCAGGUUACUUCAUGCCCACUAUGCCACAGGCGCAGCGUGGCUACUUCACUCCACAGAUGCCUCAGAUGAGGGCGGCUCAACCCCGAUGGGCAUCACAGUCCCAGGUCAGACAGCCGCAGCCUAACACUGGCUUCCAAGCCAUGCCUGGACAAGUUCGUCAACCAAGGCCAACUGGUCAACAGCAGAUUCGUACUGCCGUCAAUGCUCGCCCAAUCACCGGACAACAGCCGACCGGAGCGCCACCCGGCGCACAGCGUGUACAGAUGCCACCACAGGCGCGCCCUGUCGCACCAACCAUGCCAUCUGGUGGAGUCAGGCAGCCGUACAAGUACACGAACGCUGCCCGCAAUGCCCAGGUCCAACCAGGAGGCAUGCAGCCACAGCCACUGCCAUCUCAGAUUUCACAGCCAGCUGUGCACAUUGGUGGCCAGGAGCCUUUGACGGCCUCCAAACUCGCCUCCGCUCUGCCACAAGAGCAGAAGCAGAUGCUGGGUGAGCGUCUCUUCCCUCUGAUCCAGAGCAAGCACGAGGACCUCGCAGGAAAGAUCACAGGAAUGUUGUUGGAGAUUGACAAUUCCGAGUUGCUUCACAUGUUGGAGUACCCAGAAUCUCUCUCUGCCAAGGUUGAGGAAGCGGUAGCUGUGUUGAAGGCUCACCAGGCCAAGAGCGACAAGGAUUAAGAUGAGUUUGGCAUCGCCAGAGUACUGGAUACAGUCUCUGGACCCAAGGAGUAACCUCCAGAAAACCUCCCCUUAUUGGAACUGGACAACCAAAAAGGUGGAGUGAAUGUAACCAUAACGUGUGAAGAACCCAUUGUGUAUUAUUUUUUCAAAUGUAAUAGAAUCAUUGCAGAAUCCCUCGCCAUGACCGUGAAAUUUAGAAGUUGUAGAUAUGAAUUUGACCCGAUGAUUGAUGCUGGCAAACGGGGUUUUAUUGUGUAAUUUGCCGAGGUCAGAUCGUUUAAGAAUCACAUGAAAUACCACCAUAGACUUUAUUAAAACCUGAUAUAAACACCGAUAUCACAUCUAUAGAGAUUCAAUCUUUAUGUGCUUUUAUAGAAGCAGGCAUUCUCCGGCUUGGGGAUUUGAUUUGCUGUCGUGUGACUGACCAGGGAUUCUGCAGUUCGUCGUUAGUUUGGUUUUGGGGUUGUAAUUACGUUGGGCUAACCUGCCUGAGCUAAUUGCUUCAUAUGAAUUAUAAGUUAACGCUGUAUUGGCCAAUUAAUUACUUCAUCAUUAUUAUGUAUUAAGUUCAUCAUGUGGGUUCUAGCAUCAGUGUGUGUUGCAUAACAAAAUAAGCGAAAAAACUGUAAAAAAUACCAAAAAAAUUGCAAAAUGUAUAUAAAAAUCAUACAACAUAUAUAUUCUUCAGAGAAUAGCAACCGGAUACUGAAACUUACAAAGCUUAUGUAACUAACGUACCUACAGAAGUAACCGCACCGAGCGUGUGGAGAAGCAAAUCACUUGUUGAGGAAAAAAAUCCCAAAAAACAGCACAAGUAUUGAAAACGUCAAAUAGAAAAUUAAUGAAACAGAGCCUACUAGUAGACAAAAACCCAUAAAAAAAUAGAAAAAACUCGAAAAACAUUAUGGAAGUUUUGUUGAAACAAGUAUAAAAUUUGUAACUCUGUUGUCUGAUCUGGCACGGGUGCACUCUCUCUCGUUGCAAGACAGCGACAUUGCUGUUGUGUUUUAAAUCAUUAUCUUGUUCUCGCUGCAAGGGCGCGCUUGUCCUGCAAACUUGAUGAAGUCUUAGAAUCGUUUAUUUCAUCACAGCGACCUGAGCUUUACGUUUGUCACUUUACUGUGGCAUGGUUACUCAAAUGACAUCAUUGCCCGAGUGUGGAUGUUCAUCUCAUUGUGAUGAAAUGAAUCAUUUUAACAGAAAAAAAGUUUCAGCCAUCGUACCCGAUUCUGUGUGUUCAGUUCUCGACCAACCGCAGCUCUCUCCUGCUGCAUUGUUCGAAAAAAACUUCGUAACCGGUUAUUUUGAGUUUCUGUCAACAGUUGAAUUAUAUAGUUUUAGCAUGCAAGUAUAAGGUGGUGUCAACCCUCGGCGUAUUUUUUAUCAACUUUUUUGGUAAGGAGAUAAGAUGUCUCCUUGUUGAAAAGAAGGAACAAGACGGAACCAUCUUUUCUUUUUAUACGAAGCUGAUGAGCAUUAACCCUUUGUGGAAUGCGGGAUUAGAAGCCAAUUAUCUUACAACAAUACAAGACAAGCUUGUCAUUUCAGUUCUUGUACCAGGCAGAGUGAUUUAUCUCGAGAUAUUUGGACGCAGUCGGCAAAGGGCUGAUUCUCCAUGUUUUAUUAUGUAUGGUUUGAUGAUGAACCAAGAGGGUUUUGCCAGCUGUCCACCCUUGCUGCCCAAGUGGUAUAUUCCAUCGUGUAUAGUUGCCAUACACUAUAUAGAUGGGAUAGGGGUGGCAGUACAGAGUCCAACUUCUACUUGCUUGGAGGUUUCCUUGGGCCAAUUUGAGCCUCUGAAUUAGGACCUCAGACUUGUCAUUGGUGUAACAUGUGGCCAGCUCAUGGGUGUCGUUGACUCGUAGCUGGGGAAGUUGUGUUAGUUUUCCUAGUUGCCGCUAGGGGGAGUAUGGAACUACAGCUUGUGACUGUUAUGCUAUUAAUGUGAAAUCUCUGGGUAUUGUCUGAUCUAAAUUCCAUUGUGUUUCUUGGAUGUAUAACUUGUGUGACUGUGCACCAUGUACGAAGGCUCCAUCCAUCAAUAAUGAUGGAUUCUGCACUUUUUAACUGUUCAUGAUUUUAUAUAACGCCAACAUCUCCAUUUAACGUCGCAGAUGGCCGAGAUAUCUAUUCAUCAAGAGAUUUCAUCUUCUUUUGAAUUUUGGAAAUGAUCCGACCUUAGGUUUGUCGAAGAGCAGUGUGUGGAGUUCUUUCAUUCCAUAUCGUCAAGGAAAGAAUAUGCAACAUAAAUGAAAAUUAUGUUUUCAAUGUUUAGAUUGAAAUGAACUCUUCCUUAUAAAUUCAUUUGCGAGCGUGGCAAACCUGUCGGCCAAGAGAGAAGGUUAUUUUCAAAUAAAUCGGCCGUGCAUUUUUCACAAGUUGUCUUUCGAGACUGCAUCAAACAAAAUGUACGACGUUUUUAUGGGGGUUACCGGUAUAUUUUAGAAAAACACUACUGUGAAAAAAUUGAAAAAAUCUUCAUUUGUGUUUGUUUAAAUUUAAUAGUUUUUCAAGAAAAAUUUUAUAUUUUAGACAAAAGUCAACUCAAAUAGCAUCGUAUAAUUCUCACCUUGAGUUGUUUUUUCCGUUCAUUUGCCAUUGCUGCAGAGAAAUGUUAAAACAGCUAUCAUAUUUUAUGCCUGGAAUAAAACAGGUGUGACUUUAUUUGAUAUUCGCAUCCUGUGGUGAGCAUAUUUAUUUGCCCCGGUUGGAGACUGAUUAAACAAAAUUCCUGUUUCAUUAAUUA